Messenger RNA from Sesamum indicum (sesame), 960 nucleotides. It is a transcript of the gene OFP13, whose product is annotated as ovate family protein 13. Gene Ontology annotation, biological process: negative regulation of DNA-templated transcription. The record is from RefSeq and is a predicted model, not a curated record. Lineage: Eukaryota; Viridiplantae; Streptophyta; Magnoliopsida; Lamiales; Pedaliaceae.
AUUAAUACCACAACCAAUACAACACCUCACAACUUCACCAUAUUAAUCAAACACAAAGAAAACCCUCUCCAUCCAUCAAGAAAAAAUGUCCAAGAAAAUGAAGAAGAUCCCCUCAAUUUUCAAGAGCAAAGAGGCCAACAGGCAACCACAUUGGCAAUGGCCAUUGCCCUCCUGCAAGCACCCCAAGACCCUUUCCUUCCGAGCUACGACGUCCGACGAUGUCUUCAAGACCGUCAACUCCGUCUUCCUCGACACCUCCAUCGACGUCCUGGAAACCCUAGAAACCCCGGAAUCCUGGUUCACCAACUCGUCGGAGUGCGCCAGCACCUUCUCAGCAGACGAGCACUCGGACGACAACAACAACGUUGAGUCCCCAUCAUUGGAGGCGAUCAUGAAGGGCGUGAGGUCGUCGGAGAGGCUGUUCUUCGAGCCGGGGGAGACCAGCUCCAUCCUCAAGGAACCAGAAAUUAGCGGCAGAGCAGCACUGCUGCCGUUCAAGGAGAGCGUAGCGCUAGCCCUCGAGUCGGACGACCCUUAUUCGGACUUCAAGAAAUCGAUGCAAGAGAUGGUGGAGAGCCAUGGAUUGAAGGAGUGGGAUUGCUUGGAGGAACUGCUGGGUUGGUACCUGAGGAUGAAUGGGAAAAGCAAUCAUGGGUUCAUAGUGGGGGCGUUUGUGGAUUUGCUUGUCGGAAUGGCGAAUGAUCAUCAUCGUGGUAAUGAUUCUUCGGGCUCGUCGAUGGCAGUGUGCUGCUCGGACACAUCGACAACGUCGUAUUCGUCUGCGGGUUCUUGCUUUGAUUCGCCCACUUCGCCUCGUUCACCAACCGGCGGAGUGAUGGUAGGUGAUGGUAAUCAGAUGGGAAUUGAUGAUGUUGCUGUUGUCGUUGGACAACCUUAGCUUUAUUGUACGUACCUCAUUUUGUGUGUAUAUUAAUACUACUAUACUAGGUUUAAUCAAAA